Molecule: messenger RNA, 1488 nt
Organism: Cuscuta campestris
Lineage: Eukaryota; Viridiplantae; Streptophyta; Magnoliopsida; Solanales; Convolvulaceae
Source: the annotation of a GenBank genome assembly
AACUAGAAAAUUCAAAUGAAAAGAACAUUACCAAAUUAAUUAAGGGGUAAGUGUGUUAGUAAAGUUAAAAUUAGUUCAGUAAUUUCAACUUCUUUUUACUCCCUCUGCUAAAUUGGAAAAGGUUGAUGAUGAUGGUGGGGUUGGGGGCGAUGAAGUUUGGGUUUCUCUUCACUAUUUUUCUGCCUUCCGUUUUCUUUGCGAGCCCGCUCCUUGACCCGCCUGAUUAUUUGUCUCUGCAAAUGAUUCAGAAAAAUUUGUCGGGCUCCGAUUUCUUCGUUAAUUGGAAUUUUAAUGUCGGAGACCUCUGCAAUUUCAAUGGCGUUUCUUGCUCCGAGGAUCAGACUGAGGUUUAUAAGCUGUACCUUGGGCCCUAUUUGUCGGGUCGGCUUGACCCGCCUUUUCUUAUCCUUCCCUCUCUUUCUGAGCUUGCCGUGGAUCCCGGCAAUAUCUCCGGCUCCCCGCUGGACUGGCUCUCGUCGCCGCUCACCAACUUAUCCAGCCUCACGCUGCUCUCCAUCACAGGGAAUCGUUUCUCCGGCGGGAUUCCGCCCUCUAUUGCGAGUCUCCGCAACCUGCGGAAGCUCGAUCUCAGCUGCAACCGCCUCACCGGAAGUAUCCCUUGGCAAAUCGGAGGCCUCCCGGCGUUAACCAGCCUCGUUCUCAGCGGAAACCGUCUAUCCGGCUCCGUCCCUGUUUUUUACUCCCCGAAUCUGUUGACCGUCGACCUCAAUGACAACUACCUCUCCGGCCCUCUCCCGUCGAACGCGUUCCCUCCGUCGCUGAACUCCCUCUCGCUGCCGCGUAACCGGUUGACGUCCACCGUGCACCAGGCGUUAUCCGGUUUGAACAACCUGACAUUUCUCGAUCUCGGCUUCAACGACUUCUCCGGCUACAUUCCGGCCAACCUCUUCUGUCCUCCCAUGGAAACGCUCCUCCUCGACGGGAACCGGUUCGCCGGGAGCCUACCGCAGUCGCCGGCGUGUGCAGUGAAUAUCGCCACCGUUGACCUCAGCUACAACCGUUUGAGCGGGAAAAUACCGCCCUGUUUUUCCGCGGCGAAGAGUUUGGCAAUGAACAAUAACCGGUUCACGGGUGAGAUCCCGGGCGAGUUCGUGGACCGGGUUCUCUCGUCGGAAAUGAAGCGUCUCUUCUUGCAGCACAACUCGCUGACCGGAAUCAAGGUCAACCAGACGGCCGCCGCCGAUUUCCAGGCGAAAGGAAGCGUGUGUUUGGAAGGAAAUCCUAUUGUGACGCCUCCGCCGGUAAUUGACGAUGCUUGCACCUCCGAACCGAACCCCGGCCGCCAAAGGAGGCCCACAGAGCUGUGCCAAGUUCCAAACCAGUGACACUCAACAUGGUCAAAAUCAAGAUGCGGGAAAGUGCCAAAAUUUAAAUUCUUCAAUAAUUCAUCAAUUGAUUCAUAAAUUAUGUGCGUGCGCGCACACACACAUAUGUAUGUAUGUAUGUGUAUAAAUGUUUACGGGUCUG